AUGUCUCAAACUAUCCCAUUUAGCUUUUUCCAGGCCUUAAGUUCGAGACCCGAUGAACCACAUCGGAAUGGCGAUCAAUCAUUUCCACUCGCAGGCCUGACUGCUGAGCCAUAUUGGGAAGGCCCACACGAUCACUUCAAGGGCUGGGCCCCGGGAAAGGCAGAUGCCAACGCCAAAUAUAAUCGACCCCAAUGGGUGUCUGAGAAUUUACCUCCAGGAUUUGAGCGGUGGAGAGAGGGAGCGUCUGGCAGCGAUAAAGGAGACAGUGUUACUCUGGAUGGGACUUCGCGGAACAACAGCUAUAACCCCGUGGAUGACCCUCUUCGAAUCACCAACCUCGACCGCGAAAUGUUUGAGCCCGUAGCUCGGGCUCUCAAGGACAAUAAAGUUCCCAUUACACAUGUCGUGAUUGUGCUGAUGGAAAGCGCCCGGAAGGACAUAUUCCCCUUCAAGGCAGGCUCACAUUUACACAAGAAGAUCCUAUCGUCCUACGAUACCCAAAGUCCCGAAGUACUCCAAGAGAUCGACGAUAAAUUAUCAAAUUUGACACCAAACGCAGAGAAGUUGACUGGGGAGGCGAGUGGAUUCUCGACAAAUAGUCACAUAUCCAGCCAUUCUAGUGGCGGAUGGGAUAGUACGACAGAACCAGGGAUGGGAGGUAUCAGUUUCAAUGGUAUCCUCACUGGUAGCAGUUUAUCACUCAAAAGCGAGAUUAUGAACUAUUGUGGUGCGGGCCCAUUGCCGGUGAACUCCAUGGAUGAGGCCAAACUUCAGAAUUAUCAGCCGUGUAUCAUGCAAAUUUUGGAAUUGUUUAACCAACUCAAGGAGAAGUCGAAAAAGGGUUCAGUGAAUAGUAAGCCUGGUAAUGGGCUUGAACAUAUUCAUGGCCGAAACUGGAGCUCCGUGUUCUUGCAGUCCAUCACCGGACGGUUUGACGACCAAUUUAAGCUCAACAAGAAUAUGGGAUUUCAAGAAUCAAUCUACCGUGAAGACAUUAACAAGCAUGGCGCCAAACAUUAUCACCAGGGCAUGAUGGAGAUCAACUACUUUGGAUACUCGGAGUAUGAGAUAUACCCAUACCUGCGAGAUGUGGUGAACAAUACAAUCGAGAAAAACGAACGGCUUUUCCUGUCACAUUUAACGAGCACAACCCAUCACCCAUGGGGCAUGCCCCCGACAUACAAACAAGAGCAAUACUUUGCCAAAGACGAUCUCAUGACGACACACAAGGAUAUGAACAAAUAUCUGAAUACUGUCCGAUACGUGGACACAUGGCUCGGCGACAUUAUGAAGGUCCUCGACGAAGCUGGGAUUGCAAACGAGACAUUAGUCGUCUUUGUGGGAGAUCAUGGCCAGGCAUUCUCCGAAGACGCGCCAAUCUCAGGCACAUACGAGAACGGACAUAUCAGCAACUUCCGUAUUCCCCUCGUUUUCCGACACCCGCUAUUGCCCUCACUGCAAAUCACAGCAAAUGCAACUUCGAUGUCCGUCGUCCCGACCAUUUUGGAUCUGCUCGUGAAUUCAGGCUCCUUGGACGAGACAGACUCCGGUGUAGCCCUAGACUUGAUGAACGAAUAUGAAGGACAGUCACUGGUGCGCCCAUACCAGGCCACCCACAAUGGACGUCAGGCAUGGAACUUCGGCAUUAUCAACCCCGGUGGUACAAUGCUCAGCGUUGGAUCUGCGGCUGUCCCAUAUCGACUCAUCUUACCUCUCAAUGGGAAAUUUGAGUACACUUUCUCUAAUCUAGACACUGACCCGGAUGAGUUGAAUCCAUUGCAUGGGUGGUCCCUCAAGGAGUUAAUCGGUCGUGUACAAAGGAAGCAUGGAGACAAAGCCGGGAAGUGGCUGGCCGAUGCGGAGAAAGUGGGAAAAUGGUGGAUUGAGGAACAGAAAAUAUUAUGGAAUUACCAAUAG
Molecule: messenger RNA, 1917 nt
Organism: Penicillium griseofulvum
Lineage: Eukaryota; Fungi; Ascomycota; Eurotiomycetes; Eurotiales; Aspergillaceae
Product: Alkaline phosphatase-like, alpha/beta/alpha
Exons: 3
Coding region: 1-1917 (638 amino acids)
Source: RefSeq, a predicted model, not a curated record